AUGAAUCUUUCAUGAACAGAGAAAUGAAAUCAGUGAAGAAGCUCAUCAUCAUUUACUCUCUAUUUCAAGCUGUUUUGUCUAGAGAAUUCUCCAUCAGUCUACCAGAGAGUGUAGAAGCUCUGAGAGGACUCUGUGUUCUCAUACCCUGCAGUUUUCAGAUUACAGAACAAUAUGAUGCAGACCUCCGGGGAGCUCCUACAGGAAUCUGGUUAAAAGAUGGCAUUAAUACUGAGAAUAACAAAGUCUUUAACUCUAAAGAAGCUACAGAGAACAAGAUUGAAGGUGAAAUUAUUGGAGAUCUCCUCAUGAAGAACUGCACCACCAUCUUCUACAACAUCAGACAGAGUGACAGAGGAACAUAUUACUUUAGAUUAGAGGCUUUGGGACGUCUAAAAAACACUUAUACAACAUCAGUAUCAGUAAGAGUUCGAGCAUCUCCAAUCAGACCCUCAAUAACACUGUAUAAGGAGGAUCAGGGGGAGGUGGAGGACCACAAUGAGGUGGUGUAGGUAACUUCACUGAGUCUCAUUUGCUCUGCUCGAACUCCAUGUCCCUUCAAACCCCCUAUUAUUACAUGGAGCUUCCUGCCUGGGGAGAGAAGACAGGAGCAGAACCACAACACCAGCUUCAGCUCCUCAAAGCUGAACUUCAACGUUACUCUCCUGCAUCAUGGACUCGAUUUCACCUGCACUGCCACCUACCAGCUCCAGAACCUUAACAAAUCAGUACAGAGCUCUCGUACUCUACAUGUUCUGUUUGUAGAUGUUUCCUCUGUGCUGAUUGGUGCUGCUGUUGGAGCUUCAGUAAUGAUGAUACUGUGUGGUAUAUUCCUGUGGUUAACAGUUCUGUGAUCACCGUGCCGUCCACACGCCACCACCGCUAGGAGAUGAGGCUGCAUCAACUUUAUUGUAACUUUUAAGCAUUAAAUCCUCUAAAUACAUGGUCAUGUUAUACAUUGUUUGAAAGCUUAGACUCUCAGGAUUUUACUAAUCC
Tachysurus fulvidraco (yellow catfish) is the source of this 993-nucleotide messenger RNA. Its product is annotated as sialic acid-binding Ig-like lectin 12. The record is from RefSeq and is a predicted model, not a curated record. Lineage: Eukaryota; Metazoa; Chordata; Actinopteri; Siluriformes; Bagridae. The transcript has 4 exons.